This is a messenger RNA of Papilio machaon (common yellow swallowtail), 1732 nucleotides long. It is a transcript of the gene Dronc, whose product is annotated as caspase Dronc. The record is from RefSeq and is a predicted model, not a curated record. Gene Ontology annotation, biological process: proteolysis; regulation of apoptotic process. The coding region runs from base 279 to 1628 and encodes 449 amino acids. NCBI's taxonomy places the organism in Eukaryota, Metazoa, Arthropoda, Insecta, Lepidoptera, Papilionidae. The transcript is spliced from 8 exons. Gene Ontology annotation, molecular function: cysteine-type endopeptidase activity.
AACAAAAGAAAGAGAAGGAAAGUCGUAUUUUGAUAUUAGGUUUUUGUGAAUCAUGGACAGUUGUUUUUGUAGUUGUUAAAUACAAUUAUAAUUUUGUAAUUCUUUGAGAGCUGAAUGAGACGGAAUAAAACGAUACUGACGAUAUCAACUGUUCCCAGAAAACCAUAGUUCACUGACCUGAAAUUACUAUUGAUUGGAAUUAAAGUUAUUGAAACAAAACCAGGUGUGAGAAAAUUGACAUAAUUGUAAUUAAGUUUGUGCAUGAAUUUAUUAACAAAAUGCAGAACGAACAUCGCAAGGCAAUACAAAAUAAUUUCGGCUCGUUGGUGGAGCAAACUGACCUCGACGUGAUGGUUUCGGCUCUAUACGAAAAAGGAGUAUUUUCAGAACAAAUGAUCGAACCUUUUAAAGACACUAACAAGGAUACAAGGACAAGAAAACGUCAGUUGUACAUGGACAUAAUGAGACGGGGGCCUGAUGCGUUUGGCCACCUCCUGGAAGCACUGGAAGAGAAUGGCUACUGGAACCUGGUGCGCGACCUUGACCCCGCCAGUUCCUUGCAUCUGCAGCCCAGGAACACAUACAAUAAUCAAGAUUCAAAAAGUGGGGAGAGUAACUAUGUUAGUAUAAGGACAGAGAAAAAGAGAACCAAGUCUAAUGUUGAAGCCACCAAGAAUGAGAUUCAGGCAGCAUCCUCGGCAAGUCAUAAGGAAGGCACCGACCCCUCUGUAGAAAUUCCAUACUUCCAUGUUGUUAAAUCUAGGCAGUUCUUUGAAGACAAUGUGGAUAAGGAUAUAAAGUUGUAUAAAACGCGAGGGCAUCAGCGCGGCAUACUGGUCAUUUUCAGCUAUAUCCAGUUCUGCAACGAUAUCGAGAAGUAUCGCAAGGGCGUCGACAUCGACUGCAAGAAGCUCAAGUACCUGUUUGAUGAGAUCGGUUUCUCUGUCAUCGCCUAUCAGAACCUCACCAAGCAGGAGACGGAGACGACGCUGAAGCGGCUGGAAGAGGUGCUGGUGGGCACGGAGUGCGUGUUCAUCGUGGUAUCGUCACACGGGUACGAGCGCGCGCCGCGCAGCGCCGACACCGACAUCCGCUGCUCCGACGGACACCUCCUCUCCUUCCUUGACAUCGUGGAGCGCUUCAACAACGCCAACCUGCCCGCGCUGCGCGGCGUGCCCAAGGUCUUCAUCUCGCAGCUCUGCCGGGGUCGUAACGAAGAGUGGACGCUGGUGCCGCGGCGGCGGGCGGGGGGCGCGGGGGACGCUGCGGGCGCUGCAGCAGACGGGGCGGGCGGAGCGCGCGGCCCGCACGGAGCCCGCGUCGAGAGUGAUGGCGCGCGCUGGGAGGAGCCGCUGGAGCGCCAGCCCGACCGCAUCUACUCCGACAUACUCAUUGCUCACUCCACGGUGCCCGGUUUCGUGUCGCACCGGGACCCGGAGAAGGGUUCGUGGUAUAUACAGGCGCUGUGCGAGGUGUUCGCGGCGCGCGCGCACGACUGCCACGUGGAGAAGCUGUUCACGCUGGUGGACGAGCGCAUGUACGACCACUUUCAAGUGCAGACCUCCUCCGUCGAGAAGUGGGGCUUCAACCGCCGCCUCUACCUGCACCCAGGACUCUAUGAGGAUUGACGAUAUUGUGUAUCUCUAAAGAAUUGAUCAAAGUACAUCUCUCUUUAUCCAUUACGUUAUUAAGUUAAUUUAUUUAAGCAAUAAUGAUAUUAUUAAAUUAAUCA